AUGUCCCGACUCUCCAUCCCCACCACGGCGCGGCUGCCGUCGUCGCUGCGCGUCGACCCCUCCAACCUCGUCGUCAUCAAGAGCCUGAACCGGCUGUCGCGAGAGUCGCUCAUUGCGCUGGCGCUCGACUGGCUCGACGAGGGCACCGUCGCCAACGCCCUGCCCUACCUCGACCGCCGCCGGUCGCCCGACGACGAGGCCGCCGCCGACCCCGACGACCUUUACCCGCCCUGCCGCACCGUCGCCGAGCUGCAGCAGCUCUACGCCGACAUGCACGAGCAGAGGGGCUCCAAGCGCGACGUCGUCAGCCGCGUCCUCGAGGGCGACUGGCGCCACGGCCUGACCCUCUACCAGCUCGCCAUGGUUGACUUUGCCUACCUCGACGAGCACCCGGCCUCGCAGAAGUGGACCGCCUACAAGAUCCUCCCCCUCACCCCUCCGGCGCACGACGCCGCCGACGACGAGACUCUCAAGGUCGACGAGGCGAGCCUGCAGAUCCCCCGCUUCCACCCCUCGACCUUUCUCCAGAACCUCCAGGACCAGGUCCUCCCGGACGUCAAGGCCCACUACCACUUCUACCGCCCAAGCGACUAUCCCGUCCUGAUGCUGCGCGUCUUCGCCAUUGACUCGCCUUACAACAGCCAGCUCGCGCUGUCCUCGGCCGGCAGCAACGGAUCCGCGACAAAUUACACUUCUUCCCGCACCGUCUACCUCGCCUUCCCCGAUGGCUCGCCGAACCUGUACAUUUCCAAGUCGCAAUCGGCCGGUGCGUCCGCCCACGGCGAAUCGCGCAGCCUCCAGAGCCUGAUUGUCAGGGGCGUGCCAAAGGCGCUCUCCAGACCCCGGCAGCGCUUCACCCUCAAGAACACAGGCCUUACCAGCAGGAACUUGGACGCACUGCUGGACCGCAAGGGCCCCGGGCGUGGCAACGCCGCCGGCGGUGGCUGGAGCAUCUACGCCAACGAAAAGAAUAAGAAGUCGCCUCUCGACUCGGUGCUGCCGUCCGCUCCGCUGUCAGCGUCGGAGCACAGCCGAAAGCGAGCUUCACCGUUGACGCAGCAGCGCCGCGAGGCAAAGCGGGCCAAGCUCGUGGCCAAGGGCCGCUUUGGCGACUCGGCCAUUGUCACAGACGGCAAGGGCGUGGAGCGGCUCGACGUCGUGCUCCAGGACCCCUACCCGUCUGUCAAUGGCGUAGACGUGCAGGGCUCGGACGACAACGACGCGGCGCCGACGACGGGCAGGAGGGGGCCACGAAGGAACCUGGACGUCAUGCUGGGUGAGGAAGGCGACGAGGCCGCGGGUGCUGGUGCGCGCACCGAUGGACGAUGGACGCCCAAUGUGCGAAUAACGUUUCAGGGCGCGCACGUGUUUGCCGGCAUUCGGCAGCUGGUGGAAGCCGGCAUCGUCGACGGCGAGCGCAUGCCCGGCUGGAUGACGGGCGAAGACGGCGUCACUGUGGGCGUUGUGCGCCACGGCCGCAUAAAAGGAAACAAGGGCUCGGGGAUAUGA
Akanthomyces muscarius is the source of this 1509-nucleotide messenger RNA. RefSeq lists its product as uncharacterized. NCBI's taxonomy places the organism in Eukaryota, Fungi, Ascomycota, Sordariomycetes, Hypocreales, Cordycipitaceae. The record is from RefSeq and is a predicted model, not a curated record. The transcript has a single exon. Gene Ontology annotation, biological process: chromosome segregation; CENP-A containing chromatin assembly. Bases 1 to 1509 code for a protein of 502 amino acids.